Hepatospora eriocheir is the source of this 216-nucleotide messenger RNA. Lineage: Eukaryota; Fungi; Microsporidia; Hepatosporidae. The record is from the annotation of a GenBank genome assembly.
AUGACUGGAGCAGCCUAUAAACAAAUUUUAGCCCAAAAUUUGAGACAAUCUGCUAUUGAAAUGGGACUUGAUGAAUUUAUCUUACAGCAAGAUAAUGAUCCCAAACACACUUCUAAUGUAGUAAAAGAUUGGUUGGAUGAAAAGAAUAUUGAUGUAUUAUCUUGGCCGUCAAAAGUUCAGAUAGGAACCCUUUUGAACAUAUUUGGGUAUACAUGA